GCUCUGGAGAACCCAGCAGGUUCAUCCCAUUGAUUUUAAUAAGAGCGGUGUAAUUCCUCCUUUCCCCUGUGGUGGCGCUGCAGGGAAACUGAACACUCGCUGCAGUGUCUAUAGCGGACACGUAGUCAAUAAAGUUUUAUAAGAAAUUGAACAAAGAAAAAGUGUAACCAGUACAAACCUGCAGCAGAAAGGAGGGGGGAGGGGGGGGGGGGCGCUAAUAUAUAGGAAAACAGCUAAUAUCUGCUUUAUAUUUCAUAAAUGCAAAAGUAAAUCAUACAAGAGAAAGGGAGUCCAUGUGCUGCUACUUAGGCUGCAGUGCAAAAGCAAAAAAGCACUACAAGUAGCAGCAGGCACACAUAUUGACAACCUGCAUCACGGCUCUACUUACUGUACAUUUUUGAUCAAAAAUAUGUCAAAAAAAUGGCUGCAAAAAUUGCUAAACCCUUAAUGCAAUGUAAAAAAUUAGAAUGUUAUAUGUUUGCAUAUGUCCUAGCGCCCCGGGGUGUAUCGUAUCUAUAAGAUGGGAGGGAGAUGCUGGAGUGGUACCCAGAUCCGGAUGUAGAGGAGGGAGGGAGGGCACAGCGCGGGCAGAGGGGGAGGGGGAGGAGGAUGCUGAGGAGGAGGAGGAGGAGGGGGAGGGGUGUCCGUGUGUGACUGCAGUCAGAGCAGAGGACGCAGGGACGUACACAUCUCCAUUAUACAUCGCUGCAGCCGCACCAUGACCAGCCAGUCCCAGGGGAUCCAGCAGCUGCUGCAGGCAGAGAAGAGGGCGGCCGAGAGGGUGUCCGAAGCCCGGAAACGUAAAGCCCGGAGGCUGAAGCAAGCCAAGGAGGAGGCCCAAGUGGAGAUCGAGCAGUACCGGGUGGAGCGGGAGAGGGAGUUCCAGAGCCAGCAGCGCACCGCCUUGGGCACCCAGGGGGACCUGUCCUCCGAGAUUGAGACCCGGACCCGGCAGACCCUCCAGAUGGUCCAGAGCAGUCAUGGGAAGAACAAAGAGGCCGUUCUGAGGAGGCUCCUGACCCUGGUGUGCGACAUCAAACCCGAACUGCACCCCAACUAUCGCUUCACCAACUACUGAGCGCCCCCCACCACCCCGGUGCCCGCUGUGCCCGUGUGUAUGUGGAGAGUAAGUGUCCAUGUGGUGUGUAGCAGGAGGGGCACGCCCUAAAAACAUAUCACCUUCUGUGAGGUGCGGAGCAGCUGAGAACCCCUCCUCCCCGUGUCGUUACCCAUAAUCCUCUCUGUUAUGUGAUUGUAUGACGAACAAUAAAGACACAACUUAUCGUGUAA
Molecule: messenger RNA, 1290 nt
Organism: Bufo gargarizans (Asiatic toad)
Lineage: Eukaryota; Metazoa; Chordata; Amphibia; Anura; Bufonidae
Gene: ATP6V1G2
Product: ATPase H+ transporting V1 subunit G2
Exons: 3
Coding region: 719-1078 (119 amino acids)
Biological process (GO): proton transmembrane transport
Cellular component (GO): vacuolar proton-transporting V-type ATPase complex
Molecular function (GO): proton-transporting ATPase activity, rotational mechanism
Source: RefSeq, a predicted model, not a curated record